CGAUUGUUAGCACUCCGGACGUUUUAGUAAGUCGCACAAAAUGCGGAAGUGUACCCUUCCGAGUUUGGACUUCACCAACAUGGACGAUUAGCCACUGAAAACUACAAGAAAUGAGUCAUGUUUAGUUUAAAAUCGCUGCAAAAGAACAAGACAGUUAAAUAUGGAGUGCCCAUGCUCCUGCUGGUGGUCGGCGGUUCCUUCGGCCUCCGAGAAUUCACGCAGAUCCGCUACGACGCCCAGAAAAUUAGGAGAAAGUUGGAUCCGUCACUGGAGGCCAGAGUGACCCAGCAGAGGCAGUCGGAGAUUUUGGAGCAAGAGUACGAGAAGAUGAAGAACGCCAACUUGGACGAGUGGAGGAACAUUCGCGGCCCGCGGCCCUGGGAGGACUCCCGGGAGUACCAGGACCAAGAGCGCAGUAAGAGGACUGCAGAGAGCUAGGAUACGCUCCUGAUAUCUAGUACGCAGCGGUGCCUUGACAUAAGAGUUUAACUACAUAGUAGUAACUACAACUACUUUUUUUUUUACCGUAAUAUUCAUCAGACUUGGUGAGGGAUUAUUAAGAAUGUAUGCCAGACUGUAUUAUUAUAUGAUCUGUCUACAUGACUAGCAAUGUUUUUUUUGUUGUUGUUGUUGUUUCAAGUUUUAAAAUCUGAAAAAUAACCCUCGACAGCACUGGUGUCAAACUCAACGCCCGGGGGCCAGAUCUGGGCCGCCACAUGAUUUGAUGUGGCCCGCGAAGCCAAAUCAAGUGUCAAUUUCCAUGAUUCUUGUAAAAAUCUGUACCAAAUUUUCAAAUUGUCACAUAUUAUAAGUGAUAAAGUUGAGAUAUUAUCAGCAUUUUUGUGUUACCAAACCUGAAUAGUUGGAAAUUUUUAUUUUAUUAUUAUGAUAGUAUUAUCCUUGAUUUCUGAUUCCAAAACGAGUUCAUAAAUUGUAUAAUUUGUGUAAUACGAUGCGAUGAUGAAAUAUUUUUGUUCCAGAGUCAUAACGACCCUCUGAUGGAAACCGGAACAACAAUAUGCCCUCCGAUAAAAAUGAGUUUGACACCCCUGCUCCACGGUACUACUGCACUGAAAUAAAAUUUCAUAAUGCGUGUACUCGCGGCAAGUUAUCUCAAGGCAAAAAUAAUUUUUGGAGCGGCUAACUGGUUAAAACUUGGAAAAAAAAACCUCCCACACACACAAGGCAGGCCAUUCUUAAAUCAAGGUACCGCUGGAUGUAAAAAUGUAUAUUAAAAUAGAAAUGCAUUUUUAUUAUUUAUUGAGCGUACCAGCCAGCAGGUGGCGGCAUUGCGCUACUCACGGUCCUCCAUUACUGUACAGUUACUUGGAGUCCAAAUUUAAUAAAUGUGUUCUUUAAACCUUUUGGGCUCGAGCCUGGCAAAUUUGUGUUCACCUUGAAAGUCGUGAAAACUACAUUUAUUAAAAAAAAAAGAAAAGAGAGCGAGAAAUGCAGGCCUUGACUCUUCAUUUUUAAAUUUUAAAUGAUAUUUAUUCAAAUAUUCAUCAGGCGCAACGACGACAGAGGCUGACUAAUUGAAUAUUUACUGCAGAUGCGUCUGACAAGCAAGCCGCUGUGUUGCUUUUCGCGGCUGCCAAGGUCGUGUUUUCUUCCUCGUGUUGCAACACGGCAAAACAUAUUUUCAUAACUGAUGCCGUGCCAAAUAAGGUCUUGUCAGGAAUUAGUAGACUUCUUUAAAAAAUAAUAAUAAUAAUAAUUGUCCCUAAAGGUGGUGGAAAGACAGUUUUGUGGUCUUUUGCGAGGAUAUUUGCACAAGCAUCAGAAAACAAAGGAAAAUAGUUUCUAAUAGGAAGAAAAGUAUUUUUUAAUGUGAAGGAAAUGAAUCAUAACGUACAUCUGAACAUGGUUUUGUUUUUAUGGGUAAGAAUAAAGUUAAAGGUUGGUGCUGACUUGGGUGGAAAACAUGAAAUUUAGUAGUUUAUUGGAUGUAAUUUGCAAAAUUUGGGGUGCAUCUUUUAUUUUUGAUAAAAGAAAAAUAUUUUAAAUCCGCAUUUUGACAUUUUUGUGCAUAUAAAGAGAUGUUUUCAGUUUUUUGUGUGAAGUGAAAUUAGCGAAAUUUGAACAUGUCACAAAAAAAAACUCAAAAUUAAAAACUUGUGAGAGUUCAAAGUGCUUUUUUUAUUUACAUAUAUGGGAAAAAAUGCAAAUUUUCCAUGUGUCAUGACAAAAAAAAUCACGUGCUUAUAAAGACAUUUUUACUCAUUUAAAAAAAUAUUCUGGACAUCAAAAACUAAAGAAAAGUCAUUUGUUGUGUUUGGGGUGGGGAAAAAAAAGUGCAAAAGUGAAAAUUUUGUUUAUGA
This is a messenger RNA of Syngnathoides biaculeatus (alligator pipefish), 2321 nucleotides long. RefSeq names its product cytochrome c oxidase assembly protein COX16 homolog, mitochondrial. Bases 118 to 438 code for a protein of 106 amino acids. Gene Ontology annotation, biological process: mitochondrial respiratory chain complex IV assembly. The record is from RefSeq and is a predicted model, not a curated record. Gene Ontology annotation, cellular component: mitochondrial inner membrane. Lineage: Eukaryota; Metazoa; Chordata; Actinopteri; Syngnathiformes; Syngnathidae. The transcript has 4 exons.